Staurois parvus is the source of this 453-nucleotide messenger RNA. NCBI's taxonomy places the organism in Eukaryota, Metazoa, Chordata, Amphibia, Anura, Ranidae. The record is from the annotation of a GenBank genome assembly.
UUGGGGGAAAUGUCUGUGCGUCUUAUGGAGCGGCCGGCCCAGAAUUCCCACCGCCGUUGUAUGUCUCUGGUCAUCCCCUUCUCUGGUCAUCUCCUGUUUUGUACCUGCAGUCUCUGGUCAUCUCCUGUACUACGUCUGCAGUCUCUGGUCAUCUCCUGUACUGUCUGCAGUCUCUGGUCAUCUCCUGCUGUCCGCAUCUCCUGUACUGUGUCCGCAGUCUCUGUCCGCAGUCUCUGGUCAUCUCCUGUACUGUGUCCGCAGUCUCUGGUCAUCUCCUGUACUGUGUCUCUCUGUCAUCUCCUGUACUCAUCUCCUGUACUCUGGUCAUGUCCGCAGUCUCUGGUCAUCUCCUGUACUAUGUCCGCAGUCUCUGGUCAUCUCCUGUACUAUGUCUGCAGUCUCUGGUCAUCUCCUGCACUGUGUCCGCAUUUGUUCAUAGUUUUUUUUUUUUUA